AUGACCGGUCCACACGAUUCAUCAGCGCCCAACCUGGAAUCCAUCCUCACCCGUCUCACAGAUACUAUGCAGACCAUGAACCUCAAACUUGACGAACUGCUUCAUCGUCCGACCUCAUUCCCUUCUCCGCAACCUGAACCACCUCCGCCCUCCCCUGUUCCUGCCACACAACAUAAAAUGAAAUUAGAGGUUCCCAGAUUUGAUGGAACAGAACCUUUAGGUUGGAUAUUCAAAAUCAAUCAGUAUUUCGAAUAUCAUGGAACCCCUGAGCGAGACCGUCUUACCAUAGCUUCUUUUUAUAUGGAGGGCCGGGCACUUGCUUGGUUCCAAUGGAUGUCAAGCAAUGCCCAGUUUACCUCAUGGCCUGGAUUCUUACAAGCCCUGCAAACCAGAUUUGCUCCGUCACAAUACGAAGACCCAACAGGUGUUUUAUUUAAGUUGACACAGAAGGGGUCAGUCAAUCAGUACCUUUCGGAAUUCGAGGACCUCGCGAACAGGGUCAUCGGACUGCCAUCUCCGUUCCUGCUGAGCUGCUUCAUUUCCGGUCUCAACCCGGAGAUUCGUCGGGAGGUCCAAGCUCAUCAGCCCCUCACCCUGGUCCAGGCCGCGGGCCUCGCAAAGCUUCAGGAAGAAAAGAUUUCUGACAACCGCCUUUCCUCACGCCCUCGCGCACCACCUCCGCAACCUAACCCCCUUCGUGUUCUUCCUGCUUCCGCUGAACCUCGUCAAACCCUUCCCCCUUUGCUUCCGGCCCCUCCACGCCCUACCCCGCCUAUUAUGAAACGUCUCACGCCGGAGGAGCUAACCUCACGCCGUGAGCGUGGGUUAUGCUUCACCUGCGAUGAACGUUACCAUCGCGGCCAUCGCUGCGCCGCUAGGGCUUUCCUCUUAGUGACUGAAGAAGAGGACCCCUCAGACUCUAAAAUAGACCCCCCUGACCCGCCACCUGACCCGCCUCAUGAACCCGACCCAUUUCAGGCCCAAAUAAGCCUUAAUUCAUUUUCGGGCCACCUGGCACCUGAGGCUUUGCGUAUGGUGGGGCUCAUGGCUGACCACCGUGUGGUGCUGCUCAUUGACGGCGGCAACACCCACAACUUCGUGCAACCAGUAUUAGUGACCCAAUUGGGCCUUCCCUGCCGCCGUAUUUCACCAUUGCGCGUAAUGGUUGGCAAUGGCCAACACUUGGAUUGCGCUUGCAUCUGCGAAGGUGUUUCCAUCAUGAUUCAGGACGUCAUGUUCACCAUGGACUUACACGUACUACCUAUUGUCGGCGCCAACGUGGUCUUGGGAGUCCAGUGGCUCAAGACCCUGGGCCCCAUUCUCACUGACUACGGGUCUCUGCGGAUGCAAUUCUUUCAUCAAAAUCAGUUAAUAGAAUUAAAAGGGGAGAACACGAAUGACUCCGGGAUCAUCACUCACCAUCAACUCCGGCGACUUUGCCGGACACAGACCCAAGCCUCUUAUUUCCGUAUUGCGCUCAUCACCGACAACCCUGAACCUCCACCACCACACACCUUACCCCCAGAAAUCCAAGCCUUACUUAUACGUUUCUCGACCCUAUUUCAGAACCCCUCCGGCUUACCUCCUAACCGUGACACCGACCACCAUAUCCACCUCCUUCCCCACACCAAUCCCGUGAAUGUCCGUCCGUAUAGAUAUCCCCAUUACCAGAAGAAGGAGAUAGAGCAGCAAGUCAAUGAUAUGUUACAAAAAGGACUCAUCAGACCAAGUACAAGUCCUUUUUCAUCCCCCGUUCUCCUCGUCCGCAAGACCGACGGCUCUUGGAGAUUCUGCGUUGAUUACAGAGCUCUUAACGCCGUCACGGUUCGUGACCGGUUUCCGAUUCCGACAAUUGAUGAAUUGUUGGACGAAUUGGGUGGUGCUCAGUACUUCUCUAAGCUUGAUUUACUUCAAGGAUAUCACCAAAUACGCAUGCACGACCCCGAUAUACCUAAGACUGCUUUCAGAACCCACCAUGGACAUUACGAAUUCAAAGUAAUGCCAUUUGGGCUCUGCAAUGCACCAAGUUCCUUUCAGGCCACCAUGAAUAGCAUAUUCCGACAGCACCUCCGCCACUUUAUCAUCGUUUUCUUCGAUGAUAUCUUGGUGUAUAGCACUUCAUUCGAGGCUCAUCUUCACCAUUUGACAAUUACUUUCUAG
Glycine soja is the source of this 2160-nucleotide messenger RNA. RefSeq lists its product as uncharacterized. NCBI's taxonomy places the organism in Eukaryota, Viridiplantae, Streptophyta, Magnoliopsida, Fabales, Fabaceae. The record is from RefSeq and is a predicted model, not a curated record. The transcript has a single exon. The coding region runs from base 1 to 2160 and encodes 719 amino acids.